Messenger RNA from Mya arenaria, 4561 nucleotides. Its product is annotated as von Willebrand factor D and EGF domain-containing protein-like. The coding region runs from base 163 to 3612 and encodes 1149 amino acids. Gene Ontology annotation, cellular component: extracellular matrix. The record is from RefSeq and is a predicted model, not a curated record. NCBI's taxonomy places the organism in Eukaryota, Metazoa, Mollusca, Bivalvia, Myida, Myidae. The transcript is spliced from 22 exons.
GUGACAUUGCUUAUGCUUUCGGUUGUUUUUAAACAAUACGUGAUGAUUGUCAAAGAUAUAUAUCUAUAUAUACAGAUUUAUCAAUUACAUAUUAACUAUAUACGUAUCUAUAUAGAUACAGUAUUCUGUGCAUAAGUAGCUAUAUUGUCUAACUGUGGUAUCAUGAAGUUCGCAAGCUUGGUAAUGGCUUCCAUCAUCCCUACAUUACUUAAAGGCUGUCGAGUCGAAGAUGGUGAUCAGCUUUACGGUUUUCCAAUGCGGAAGGUUGAUAAUAUCGUUCACGUUGGCAAUUUAAUCAGCGACAGCCUGAUUCCCGAAAAAUGGUACAGAACAGUUUACAUGGGCAAACAAUAUUUACUUCUUGAUAUCAACGGUGCCGCCAACUGGAAACUAACUUACGGAAUGUGUGGAACAUACUAUCCUAUCUACUUACAGGACGCACAUCCUGAUAUUGCAACUCUAAACAGUCAGUCAGUCGAAGUAACAGCUUGUACACUGAACCUCAACACGGAGUGUUUACCAGCGUUAACUGUUUAUAUUCGGAAAUGUGGGGAGGAAUUGCAGUACCUUCUUACAGCUUCAACUCCCUACGCAGGAUACUGUUUUGACGAAGGUCAGACAGUAUACGACCCGGUAAACCAGCCAGCGCCAGCUAUUGAUGAUGUCGAUCUUGGACAAAUCUCGAUCACCACUAGAGUAGUUCACACAAGCAGGCCUGCAGGUCCGUUUGGACUCCAAUAUAUACCAACUACCCAUUUUGUGUGCUAUUUUAACAUGAAACUCAGAUACUUCUACACUGUCAAUUGGUACAUUGACGGGAUUAACUUGACCACCACGGGUCCCUCGACUGAUUCAAUGGAACUGUCAUUAACUGAGACAACAAUAAUGAACACAGUUCGUCCUGGGUUUACGAUUAAAUGCGGUGUUCAAGCCUCUGUUCUCAAGGAAAGCAAGAAAACCGACGAAGAUCUCAGUGAGGAGUUUUUUGCUGGAGUCAAAAUUGAAAAUAGAACGAUACAUUUACCAAAAGGAGGUAUAGGAGAAAUUGUCUUGAAAACAACGAUCCCAGUGGCUUGUCAAUAUUUGGACGGACUACCUAUUCAUGAUCAGUGUAAAUUGACAUUAGAGAUGGGUAAAAAGAAAAUACCUGAAUGCACCGGAGACGUACGAAGCACCACGGACUGCAACAAUGUGCUAACAUCGCUGAAUGCAGAUGGAACCUUUGAACCAGCAGAGAUACGGUUCCCAAUUGUAACUGUGGACAUUGAUUACAACGACAAAAGCGUGUUUGACAUCGAUCUCAGAUUUGGGUCGCACACAAGCGCGUUGUGGCAUAAUUAUGUUCUUCCGAGUGUCCGGGUCAUUGUGGAGGACACGGAAGAGUACAAAAGCAAGUGGUGUUACUCUCAUAUUGAUCCACAUAUGAGGACUACAGAUGGAAGACAUUACGAACAACAAAGCGAUGCCGGAGUUUAUAUGAUGUACACCAAUAAGGCGUAUGACAUUGAGGUACAGCAGAAAACUAAACCAUGCAACAACGAUCAUGCAAUGUGCGCCUGUGGUGUUGCUGUUCGUGCAGGGAAGGACGUGUUCAUGAUAAAUAGAUGCGGAUCAAUCCAUUACAUUGAUUUUGUCCAUUGUGGCGAAGGGGGGAUAUUGGAAGUUCUAGAAAUAAACUCCAAAAAAUAUAGGGUUCUGACACCAAUUGGAACACGUAUUGAAAUUCGUCUUUAUGGUGGUAGCUAUGAAGGAACGAUGAAUAUAGACAUAUACAUGGCUCCUAAAGAUUUUAACAGCAUUGAAGGCCUAUGUGGAACAUUCGACAAUGAUGUCAAUAAUGAGUUUUUGGGCAGUAAUGGUCAGCAACUGCUGAAUGAGAAUGACUUCGCUGAGUCAUGGAGAAUGGACAGUGACACCCAAAAUACUGGUUUGAAGGAAAAGAAUCUUUUCAUUAACUCAGAUCGAAGUUUGCAGUCAUGGAAAGAAAGAAAUCAUUUGUACUGCUUUUGUCAAAGCGGAGCCGCGAACUGUUCGUCUACUCAGUAUUACAAGUGUUCAUUCCCAAACAGCAUAACGCCAUUAAAAUGUCAUGUUUCCAAAGGAAACAGGAAGAAGCGAGGAACAGAUUCUCACAUGAAAGAGUUGCGGCGACUUUUUGAUUUGAUGAACUCUGUCGACCCCCCAAUGCACUAUUUGUACAAGCGCCAAGCAGGGGCCCAGGAUAUUACCACUGAAGAUGCAAAUAAAGCAUGCACGGCUUUAAUAAACGGAAGUUUAGCGGUGCAGAGUUAUUCAGAUUUGUCGGCGCUUGAAAACCCUCAAGAAGUUAUAAAAAACUGCGCGUAUGAUGUUAGGGUUGGUGGAACGUUAGUUUGGGCAAACGCACAUGUGGAGUCGUAUAACGACUUGGUAAAGAAUAUGAUAGACUUACAACCGGAAUACGCUGCUAACAACACUGAGAGGAUAGACGUUUUUCUGGCAAAUACUUGUCCAUCUAACUGCACAGGAAACGGAAAUUGCACACUCGUAAAUAAUAGUGGGGAAGGCGUGUGCGUUUGCGAUGCAUUUUACCAUGGAGCUGAGUGUUCGAUCGAUGAAAGAGAUCCGUUGAUAAUAGACGACAUAGAAACUGGGGGUGAAUGCGACACUGCUGAAAGGUCCGACAACUGUCGAUGUUUUGCAAUAAGGAGCGGUGCCAUUUUGCGUUCCAUUCAGUGCAAUGUUAAGACAUUCAAGAUAUCCAUAAACGGGGAAGAAGAAUUGGUUUCUGAAUAUCGUUCAAAUGGUUCAUACGAAGAUAUAUUCACUGGGGUUUGUUGCUCCAACCACAACAAGUACGACGCUGAUGCAUUUGCAGUGAAGUACGAGGUUUCAGCAAGUAACGGUGGCUCUAAUUAUGGCAAUAUCAAAUCGGUCUUUGUAUUUGAUUCUACAUGCCAAAAUGUUGCUUACGAUAAAAAUACGAACGGGACUGUCUUUUUAAAUACCACAAGCGGAUGUUUUAUCGAGAAUAGGUGUUAUUCUGAUGGUGAAGUUUCACCGUUUAAUACUUGUCUGAGAUGCAACUCCUCCGUCAGUGCUACAGACUGGUCUGAAGCACCAUGCACAACAACGACUGUUAGUACCACAACUACGACAAACCCUACAACUACUAAAAAAACAACGACAACAACUGCAGUGCCUACGAAAACUAAUGCAGGGCCUAUGACAAGUACUGUUGAGCCUACGACAAGUACUGCAGAGCCAACGACAACUACUGCUGAACAUACGACAACUACUGCAAAACCCACAACAACUACUAAGGAGCCUACGACGACUUCUGCAGAACCUACAACCACUACUUCACUACCCACAACAACUACUGAAGAGCCAACGACAACUACUGAAAAGCCAACGAUAACUACUGUGGACCCUACCAUGAUUACUGCAGAGCCCACGACAAGAACUGCAAAACCCACAACAACUACUGCAGAGCCAACAACAACAACUGCAGAGCCUUCUUCGACGUCAACUGAAGAUUCACUACUGCGUGGGCUGCGACUACUUCAGCAGCUCGUACAACGACUGAUGGUUCAGAGACAACUAAGUCAUACGACAACAACUGUACAAUAAGAACAACUGUAAGCCUACGACAACAACCGCAGAAAAAACACACACAAAUAAACAAAAGAAAACAAUAAUAAAAAAGGAAGUAAAAACAUUUUCGUAGACCUUUUUAGCAUGUUUAGAGUUUAUCAAAUGAAAGAAACAUUUCACCUGUUACAAGAGCUGUCGAACCUUUAAACAUGUUUUUAAUGUCAUAUAUAGAAAUGAGAAUAAGGAUUUAUGGGAUUAAAACUAACUCUUUGCAAAAAGUACAUUUUGAACGCCAAAUUAUUCUAUCGAAUAUAAGAAAUGUUAAAGUGCAAUUCUGUUAAAUAAAAAACUCAGCAGUGGAACAAAAAAUAUUUUUUGAGUGUUUGUUAAGAUUACAAUUAUGGAAGGGAUUUCCCGCCAUUUCCCUCAUAAUGCUUUAUGAUAUUCCAAUUUCAAUUUUUCUUUUGCUAAAGUAAAUUUGAUUAUAAUUUUGAUUAUUUCAAAGACUUGGUGUAUUUAGUAUGUUUGAAAUAUUACGUUGUUAAACGUUAAUUUUAUGAAAAUUAAGCGUAAACUGCCAAACAAGCUGGAAGAUUUAGUCAAAUGAAACAUUUUUAACUAAACUUAUUGAAGUUGGUAACACAGCUGGUACUGUUCUCAAAAUAUUUUUUUUUCUUAAUGAAUUUAUACUUUACUUAAUACAUAAUUAAAUAACCUUUAUUACUAUAUAAGUUAAACAAAUGAACAUUUAUCUUUUAUCACAAGCUAUACAUUGUUUCCAGUUUUAUAUAACUAUAUUAUAUAAAACAUUUCCUGUAUUAAACCUGUGUUGAAUAUCAAUAUCACUUGGCAUAUUUGUGAACAGUUUAAUUGGAAAUUAAUUGUUGAAAUGUUAUUAUUCCUGCAAGUCAUACGUUUAUUUCUCAUUUUGUAGACAUGAUUAGAGUGUGUUUUUUUGAAUAAAGUAUUUUAUUUUCCAUUUCAA